AGUUUUUUUGAGGAGGUGGGGUAGUGCACAAUAGGCCCCUGUGGCGCGGCCUAAGCUUUUGUCCUUGAUGGCAUUUUUUCCUUACAUUACUUUUACUUUUAUACUUUAAGUAGUUUUGAAACCAGUACUUUUACACUUUUACUUGAGUGAAAAGCUUGAGUUGAUACUUCACCUUCUACAGAAGUAUUUUUAAACCCUAGUAUCUUCUACCUGAGUAAUGAAUGUGAAUACUUUUGACACCAGUGUAAAUGUAUAAUUCAAUUCACAUUGGCUCUGUUAUCUAAAACAUUUAAGGGAAAUACAUAUUUUAUCAGUUCAUACAAUUAAAUUUGAAUUCUAGCACCAUGAGCUACAGGAACAUUCUGUGACAGGAAAGACUCUGCUGUACAUCUAUAAUCAUUUCAUCAAGUCAGCUGAAGGCCUAUCAGUAAAGCAAAUCAAUGUAGUGCAGGCUUUUCUGUCUCUGUCAGCAAGACUGAGAAGACAUACCAAGAUCAAGACUCAGCUUUUCCCUGCAUUAACAGCUCAAAAAUGGAAAAUGUGACCAAUGCAACCCAGCCAGAACCCUUAUCAAGCAUUGAUAUCUUCAAUAUAUUCAUAUAUUUUGUCGUCUUCACUCUGGGUAUCAUUGGAAAUGGGCUCAUCAUAUUUGUGACUGGCUACAAAAUGAAGACGACCGUCAACUCCAUUUGGUUUCUCAACUUAGCGAUUGCUGAUUUCAUCUUCACCUUAGUCAUCAUCUUCUACAUUAUUACUGCCUUUAACAAGAUGGUUUGGCACUUUGGUGACUUCAUGUGCAAGUUUGUGAGCUUUGUGACAGUGCAAAACAUGUUUGCCAGCAUCUUUUUGCUGACCGCUAUCAGUCUCGACGGUUGCCUGUUCACUUGGGUGAUUUUAUGGGCACAAAACAAGCAAACUCUGGUCAAAGCCAGGAUCAUCUGUGCACUCGUGUGGGUUUUAUCCAUCCUCUGCAGCAUUCCCUUUGUCAUCAACCGCUUGGAAAAAGAUAAAAAAUGCAUUUAUAAUGUAGAACCCUUCAAGUCUCUGGUCAUAUACAGGUUUAUGGUGGGUUUUCUCAUCCCCUUCCUGAUCAUUGCAUCUUCAUACAUUGCUAUCGGAGUGCGGGCCAAACGUCUCAAUGGAGGAAAGAAGCUUAAGUCAUUCUGGGUCAUUAUAUCUGUGAUCAUGGCCUUUUUCAUAUGCUGGUUUCCUUUUCAUGUUCAACAACUGUGUACUGUAAUUGCACUCGAGAAUAAGUGGAGUGACUUUAAACAAGUAAUAGAUGACAUAGGACCUUUCGUAAACUGCCUGGUUCACCUCAACAGCUGUCUGAACCCUAUUCUCUAUGUGUUCAUGUGUGAGGAGAUUAGGAAGAAGCUGAAACAGUCUCUGCUGCACUGUAAACCCAGAUAGUACUACUAACUUAUAAAGAUCGAGUAUGCUGUAAUUAAAGUCUGUUAAAUCAAUGAUCCAACUUAAAACAAUUACAUUUUUUGAACGAGGAGUUUAGUUUUAUUUUUGUGUAGCUCAACAUUUUUGAGUAAACCCUUGUCCUUAUUUAUUAUUUUUUUAAGUUCACUGAGCGAUAUAAAGUCACAUCAUCCAUGACAUGCUGUUGCUGAUGUUACCGACAUAACCGACAAUAUCAGAAAAGUCCAUUCAACAUUAAACUGAGUUGCAGCAGAUUUCAAGUUCCCAGCAUGCUUUGCGUCACACUCUGUAAAGGCAGGAACACACCAAGCUGAAGCCAACAAACUAGUGGUGACCAAAGCAGACUGUGGAGUUGGCUUACGUCGGCAGCGUCUGUGUCCAAAGUUGCCUUGACACACCAAACCGACGCUCGACAGCCGACGGCCAAGUAGCAUGUCUGUUCUGUGCCUGCAUAAGAAGAAAUGCCUUUCCGUACCAGCAGGUGGCAGUAGCUGAACAGCCAAUCAGAAUGAUCAGAUGGCCCGACGGACCGACAAGCUCCAAUGCUGAUUAAACAUUUCAAAUCGGCCGAAAAAAAGCAGAUGAGGACCAACUUCAGCCGACGAUGCGGAACACACUGAGAAACUUAGUGUACGAACAAAAACUGCCCGACAGACACCCGUCGGCUUGGUGUGUUCCUGCCUUAAGGGGGAAUAAAUGUUGGAAUUGAGUGUUAUUUUGUGUGUUUUUGCACAAGAUUAUAACAGGGGAAGAUGUCUUAUUGUUUAAUGUUCUGUAAUUUUGGUAUGUAAAGGUGUUUCUGUGAUGUUCAAGUUUUUUAAGAUUACCAUCAUGGUGAAGAGUAGUGCCUGUAGUUAGGUCGAGAAUGGGCUGUGAAAUGUCAAGAUUAAAAAUACUGCAGUUCAUGCAAGUA
Megalobrama amblycephala (Wuchang bream) is the source of this 2344-nucleotide messenger RNA. RefSeq names its product C3a anaphylatoxin chemotactic receptor-like. Gene Ontology annotation, cellular component: plasma membrane. The record is from RefSeq and is a predicted model, not a curated record. NCBI's taxonomy places the organism in Eukaryota, Metazoa, Chordata, Actinopteri, Cypriniformes, Xenocyprididae. Bases 532 to 1413 code for a protein of 293 amino acids. Gene Ontology annotation, molecular function: G protein-coupled receptor activity; complement receptor activity. The transcript is spliced from 2 exons. Gene Ontology annotation, biological process: positive regulation of cytosolic calcium ion concentration; phospholipase C-activating G protein-coupled receptor signaling pathway; inflammatory response.